Molecule: messenger RNA, 1170 nt
Organism: Puccinia graminis f. sp. tritici CRL 75-36-700-3
Lineage: Eukaryota; Fungi; Basidiomycota; Pucciniomycetes; Pucciniales; Pucciniaceae
Product: chorismate synthase
Exons: 6
Coding region: 1-1170 (389 amino acids)
Biological process (GO): chorismate biosynthetic process; aromatic amino acid biosynthetic process
Cellular component (GO): cytosol
Molecular function (GO): FMN binding; chorismate synthase activity
Source: RefSeq, a predicted model, not a curated record
AUGAGCUCGUUCGGCACGAUCUUCAGAGUCAGCACUGCAGGCGAGAGCCAUUGCAGUGGUGUCACCGCUAUCGUCGACGGCGUCCCGCCGGGCCUUCAAUUAACCGAAGAUGAUCUGCAGACUCAACUCUCCAGACGGCGUCCUGGACAAAGCGAUCUUACAACCCCUAGGAACGAGAGUGACUUAGUCAAGAUCCAAUCGGGAGUCGAACAUGGAGUCACGCUGGGCUCGCCGAUCUCCUUGUUUGUGCCCAACAGAGACCAACGUCCACACGAUUAUUCAGAGACCGAUUUUUACCCUCGUCCGAGUCAUGCUGAUUGGACGUAUCUGCUCACACGAGUAGCAGCAGGAGCGAUAGCAGAGAAGUUCCUAAGGACAGCCUACGGAGUGGAGAUUGUAGCCUUUGUAUCCGGGGUAGGCCCGAUCCACCUAUCCUCCAAGUCGUUCUCACCGGUGACUGUCAAUGGAAGCAAUGGCACUCACCACGACGAGGAUGAAGAUUUCUCGGGCCCGGGCUUCCUCCAAUUCCUCUCGGAUAUCACUCGGGAAGAGGUCGACAAGAGCGUCGUUCGAUGUCCUCAUGAGGCCACUGCCCAACGUAUGACUCAGCGAAUAAUGGAAGCUAAGGCAGCCGAUGACAGUAUCGGAGGAACGGUGACCUGUGUGAUCAAGAACUGUCCUACCGGCCUAGGCGAGCCAUGUUUCGACAAACUCGAAGCCAAACUAGCCCAUGCAAUCAUGUCCAUCCCCGCCACCAAAGGCUUCGAGAUCGGCAGUGGCUUCAAAGGAGUCGAAAUGGCCGGAAGCAAACAUAACGACAUGUUCACUAAGGGUGAUAAUGGCUUGUCCACUCUCACUAAUCGUAGUGGUGGCAUUCAAGGUGGGAUCAGUAAUGGCGAAAAUAUUUACUUCCGCUGUGCGUUCAAGUCCCCUGCAACCAUCGCCAAGGAACAACAGACGGCAACUUACAACGGAGAGAGUGGCGUCUUGGCCGCCCGAGGCCGACAUGAUCCAUGUGUAGUCCCGCGAGCCGUGCCUAUAGUUGAAUCGAUGGCGGCUCUGGUAAUAAUGGAUGCUGUGCUUCUCCAAAACGCACGCGCUUCUUUCGCCAGUCUCUUACCCAAACCCACCACGCUCCCACCAACGAUGAUGAUGCCCCCGAAGAACUAA